Messenger RNA from Erigeron canadensis, 2607 nucleotides. Its product is annotated as protein ACTIVITY OF BC1 COMPLEX KINASE 7, chloroplastic. The record is from RefSeq and is a predicted model, not a curated record. Gene Ontology annotation, biological process: regulation of response to reactive oxygen species. NCBI's taxonomy places the organism in Eukaryota, Viridiplantae, Streptophyta, Magnoliopsida, Asterales, Asteraceae. The transcript is spliced from 18 exons. Bases 225 to 2459 code for a protein of 744 amino acids.
AUAAAAAAUUGAAACAGAAAGUAACAGUUCUUCACGUUACUACUACUUGCUUGUUCUUAAUUCCUUCCAUUUCUCACUCAUCUCACCACUCACACGUACUGUGUAUCUAUCUGUAUCUAUCUAUCUACAGUAGUCACAAUUUAAACGUUUGAUUCCGUUCAAUUUCACACAAUACCUGAAUCUCUUUCUUUCUUUCUUUUAUUCUUCUGUCUGUCGUUACUUGAAUGGCGGCAAUACUAGCUUCUAACAGCUGCUAUUGCCGUGAUGUGCAAUCGGUAAAUCAAGGGAGAACACCGGAAAAUCUCAGCUUCUCAAGAUCUGUUUCUAUCCAGAAACUAGAUAGGCAUGAGUGUACUACUUUCCAUAAAGUUGAGAGGUUUCGCAGGUUUCAUGUUGAAAUGCGUCAGACAGAAUCCCCGACAAAUUUUGGUACUAAUGGUCGGCCUGUAAAGUUGGAUACAAAUGGUCAACCUGUGAAGUUGGGUGCUAAUGGUAAACCGGUGAAUUUGGGUCCCAAUGGCCAACCUAUAAAGUUGGGAAGCAAAGGUCAGCCGAUCACUAUGAUUCCCACCAGCGAGGUCGGAAAUAAUAAGCCUAUAUCCAAACAAAGAGUCGGAACAGUGAACGGAACAGCGAACGGAUCAACACGAGCUGUUAAUGGGACAAGUCUUGUUAAGAGAGAACCCACACCACCAUUAGUUAAGUCUGUAAAAGUUAAAGAGUUUGCAUUCCCACCUUCUGAUGAAUUGAAGGUCUUGCCAUCAGAUGAAAGUUUCAGCUGGGCAAAUGAAAAUUAUAAUUCCGUUCAAAGAUCAAUAGACGUGUGGUCUUUUGUUCUUUCUCUGCGUGUUCGUGUUCUGUUGGACAAUGCUAAGUGGGCAUAUCCUGGAGGCUUCACAGAAGACAAACAGAAAAGCAGAAGAAGAAAAACAGCUGCAUGGUUAAGAGAGCGGGUGCUUCAACUUGGUCCAACUUUCAUUAAACUUGGGCAGUUAUCUUCAACAAGAUCAGAUCUAUUUCCCCGUGAAUUUGUUGACGAGCUUGCUAAAUUACAGGACAGAGUUCCAGCUUUCUCGCCAGCAAAAGCAAAAGGUUUCAUUGAGAAAGAGUUAGGAGCUCCAGUUGAUGUAAUCUUCAAGGUGUUUGAAGAGCGACCAAUUGCAGCUGCUAGUCUUGGACAGGUACAUCGUGCGAUACUACAUAAUGGAGAGAAAGUAGUUGUUAAAGUUCAAAGACCUGGUCUGAAGAAACUUUUUGACAUCGAUUUAAAGAACUUAAAGCUAGUAGCAGAGUAUUUUCAAAGAAGUGAAUCUCUUGGUGGCCCAACAAGGGAUUGGAUAGGCAUCUAUGAUGAAUGUGAAAAGAUCUUGUACCAGGAGAUUGAUUAUAUCAAUGAAGGGAAAAAUGCUGACAGAUUUCGUCGUGAUUUCCGUAAUAUAAAGUGGGUCCGAGUGCCUCAAGUAUUCUGGGAUUAUACUGCAACAAAGGUGCUGACAUUGGAGUAUGUUCCAGGCAUCAAGAUCAAUAAUUUAGAUGUGAUAAAAGAAAGGGGUUACAGUCGAUCUCAAAUUUCUUCACAUGCCAUUGAAGCAUACUUGAUUCAGAUACUGAGAACAGGUUUCUUUCAUGCUGAUCCUCAUCCUGGAAAUCUUGCUAUUGACGUGGAUGAAUCACUAAUCUAUUAUGACUUUGGCAUGAUGGGGGAGAUUAAGUCCUUUACAAGAGACAGAUUGAUGGAUCUUUUUUAUGCAGUCUAUGAAAAAGAUGCAAAAAAGGUUAUGAACAGUUUAAUAAGUCUUGAAGCACUUCAACCUACUGGAGACUUAUCACCGGUUAGGAGAUCGAUACAAUACUUUUUAGAUAACUUGCUAAGCCAGUCACCCGAUCAGGAGCAGACAUUGGCUGCAAUAGGCGAGGAUUUAUUUUCUAUAGCAACAGAUCAACCUUUCCGGUUCCCAUCCACCUUCACUUUUGUAAUCAGGGCAUUUUCUACUCUGGAAGGAAUUGGUUACUCACUCGAUCCAGAUUUUUCAUUUGUCAAAAUUGCCGCACCUUAUGCACAGGAGCUGUUAGAUCUCAAACAACAGCGGCCCAGUGGAACACAACUCGUUGCUGAAAUGCGAAAACAAGCUGAUGAUGUAAGAUCAAACACCGUGUCAAUGCCUUACAGAGUUCAGCGGAUUGAAGAGUUUGUGAAACAACUAGAAGUAGGAGACCUUAAACUUCGUGUGAGAGUCUUAGAGUCUGAGCGAGCAGCUAAAAAGGCAACAAUAUUGCAAAUGGCAACCAUGUACACAGUUUUGGGGGGAACCCUUGUAAACAUCGGGGUCACAUUUAGCACCCAAGGCAGCCAACUUGUAGCAAAUGGGUCAUUUGUUGCUGCAGGUAUUUUUAUAGCGCUGCUUAUUAGGUCCAUGCAAAGGGUGAAGAAACUUGAUAAAUUUGAAAAGAUGAUUUAGCUUUAGAAAGAUCAUUUAGGCUCAAUUAAUUGAAGUCCCUAUAUAGCAUUUUUUUAUAACCAAUAUGUAUAUUUUGUAUACACAAAACUGUAUAGAAAAUAAAAUAUAGCUCAAUGGAAAUUACUACGAUAUAUAUUUUGGAACUUCA